Molecule: messenger RNA, 737 nt
Organism: Nasonia vitripennis (jewel wasp)
Lineage: Eukaryota; Metazoa; Arthropoda; Insecta; Hymenoptera; Pteromalidae
Exons: 5
Coding region: 293-568 (91 amino acids)
Source: RefSeq, a predicted model, not a curated record
UCUUUUGCUAUAUGAUCAAUUAAUUACCAUAAAUUGUUGCAGAGAUGGUUUUUAAGUUAAUAAAUAAAGUUAACAGACUAAAGCGGCAGAAUGACGCUUUAAAAAGAAAAUUGGAGGGUGGUUAUAGAAAUACUAGAUCGACAGACAAACAACUUUCUUUACAAGAUAUUGCGGUAAUUAAUAAGUAUUUCGCCAUUGACACAAAUACAGCUAAUAAGAACAAAAAAAUAGAUGUUGUUGAAAAUAUGUUAGGAAAAAAAGAUCAAGAGUUCUUCCAGAAUGCGCUACUUGGAUGUGCGAGAAGGUCAAUGGUGACAAGCUGGCUGAUAAUCAAUUACUGGUAAUCUUUUUCAAAAGCAAGGGAGGUAGCGAUUGCCGCAAGUUAAUAUUUAACUGUAUGAUAGCUGCAAUAACAAAUGAAGUGGCGAAUCAGUACAGCUUUACAGGGCGCAAAGCGCCAAGAAAAUCUUUUAAAGACCUCAGGCUAUGCACUUGCCUGUAUCAAGCUGUCAAACUUGCAUUUCCAAAUGCAAAUGACGAUGACAUUAAAGAUGGCAUAAAUGCUUAGCUGGAUACUGCAAACACGCGGCUAAAGAGAGAAGCAAGUGGAAAAGGUCCAAAAAGAACGCCAUUCCAGCCAAUAGUUAUUGACAAAACCCUGAACAGUGGCGAAGAAUCCGAUCCAUAAUUAUUUACUUAUUUUAUUCAGCAUUCGUAAAUACUUAUUUUAAUUAUAA